UGUCGACAAUAUUUUUGCCUUGAACUGCAUCCAUCGAGGCUGAACUUGUUCUGCUGAUUUUUAAGAAUGUUCUAGCCUUGAAAGGCUAGCCCAUAUGACAUAGUGGUCGCUAAAAUGGUGAAAAUCACGGGAAACAAAGCUUCACAUCUUGACAGAGAUAAAAAAUACUAGAUAAUUUCUUUACAUUUUGUCUAAGCUUUAGAGGAUAGAGUCGUUUUGAUACGUAUACUGAUUGAAAGUACCCGUGUUGAUUGAAAGCAAGAGCAUAUACUUGGUGAAAUGGUUUUGAUUGAAAGUAAGAGCAGGUAUUCAAUGAAAUAGUUGAGAGGCACACAAGUUGGCAUGACAUAAAUACCAUUGCUAUAUUUUAAAAAAAGGUUAAUACAGAAACUUCUCCCUAAACUAAUAACGUUUUGCGACCUCAUUACCCUUAAAUACAUCCAAUGAUUAGUUUAGCACUUCCCUUGUGAUUUCAAACCGAUCGACUGUUCGUCUGCUAUUUUCUUCAGCAUUUGGUUCUUUUAGGCAUUUCGGACAACAGGUUUUAUGCACAGAGAGGGAUCGAGAAUGAAGGAGGCUUGCUCUUGUUUGCGAGCUCGAAUUGUAGAAUUCCUCAUUCAAUCAGCUCAGGACCUUCAAGUUUCUCCGAUCGUCAAAUACUCAGCGCUAUCACUUUUCGCAGAUCGAUUCUACCCAUCUCUUACCGGAGAAGAAAUUAAGGAUGCUAAGAGCUGGCUCUUACAGCCUCUAAGAGAAAGCAAUUUGCAGCUAUUUGCGCUUGUUGCAAUAUGGAUCUCAAGCAAAAUACAUGAUUCUCCUUCUUUUAGUGUCAAAUCCUUCAAGUCUCUGGCUGACAACACCAUUAAAGAGCAGCAUUUUACAACAAAGGAUUUUCUGGAAGCUGAGCUAGUGUUAAUGCAGGUACUGAAAUUUGAGAUCGGCACGUUAAGCAUUGCCUUCAGAUUCUUUGAAGAUCUGCUUACGAAGUUCAGUGAAGUUGCCAGAGUUGGAAAGCAAUUAAGCUUUGAAGCUUGCAUGGAUAUUAUGGACCUGAUAUAUGAAAAGGGAGAGAUUUCAUCUUUUAAUUGUUCUUCCCAUCAUCUAGCCGCUUCGAUAGUUGUUGCUGCAUAUACAAUCACAGUUCCAUUGCAAAAGAGUGAAUUCCCCUUUCUUCUAUGGGUUAAGUUUGUCACUUCGUGCAAAGAGGAGGAUAUUGUAGACACUGUCAAAAAUAUUCUAAUACAUGUGUUUGAAGCUUGAA
Molecule: messenger RNA, 1261 nt
Organism: Solanum dulcamara
Lineage: Eukaryota; Viridiplantae; Streptophyta; Magnoliopsida; Solanales; Solanaceae
Product: cyclin-J18
Exons: 1
Coding region: 547-1260 (237 amino acids)
Source: RefSeq, a predicted model, not a curated record